UAACUUCAUUAAGUAGGUACCUAAUAAAAAUUUCACACAAUAGUUUGUGGAAGGUAUUGUACUUGUGCUCGUUAAAAUGUUAAAACUAAUCACCGUAACGAUUUUUGUGUGCCUCUUGUCUGCAACAAGUUGUCUUGACAAUGGGCUAGCCCUUACCCCUCCAAUGGGGUGGAUGCACUGGGAGCGCUUCCGGUGCAUCAUCGACUGUGAUAACUACCCCACUGACUGUAUCAGUGAGAACCUGUUCAUGGACAUGGCCGACAAAAUGGCCUCUGACGGUUAUCUGGACGCUGGGUACGAGUACAUAAUCGUGGACGAUUGCUGGUUGGCCAUGGAAAGGGACAGCGAAGGGCGCCUCCAAGCCGACCCUGACCGAUUUCCCUCCGGAAUGAAAUUCCUAGCCGACUACGUCCACGCCAAAGGGCUCAAAUUCGGGAUUUAUGAGGACUACGGCACCCACACUUGUGGGGGAUACCCCGGAAGUAUCGACCAUUUGGAACUGGACGCCCAAACGUUCGCUGAUUGGGGCGUUGAUUAUUUGAAACUGGAUGGGUGUUACGCAGAAUUGGACGGUAUGGAGGAUGGAUAUGCUGAAAUGGAGGCGUAUCUCAACAAAACCCAACGUCCCAUUGUCUUUUCGUGCAGUUUCCCGGCUUAUAAAGGCCUCGAUGCGAAUUAUAGCGCGGCUGUUGAGCACUGCAAUCUGUGGAGGAACUAUGGGGAUAUUCAGGACUCUUGGGACAGUGUUGUUAAAAUCACCAAUUGGUUCUCAUAUUAUCAAGACAAAUUGUUGCCAUAUGCGGGCCCUGGACAUUGGAACGACCCAGAUAUGUUAAUUAUUGGCAAUUACGGGUUGAGUUAUGACCAAAGCGUUGCCCAAAUGACAAUCUGGAGUGUGAUGGCAGCCCCCUUGAUCAUGUCGGUUGAUUUGAGGACGAUCAAGCCUGAAUUUAGGGAUAUUUUACUAAACAAAGACGCGAUUGGAAUUAAUCAGGACGUUUUAGGGAAACCUGGAGUUGUAAAAUACAAUAAAAAUAAAAUUAAAAUUUGGGUUAAAGAGCUUGUUGACGGUUCGUAUGCCAUCGGUAUCGCAAGUUUUCGAGUUGAUGGCAAGCCUUAUCAGAUUGAAAUUGUUUUGAAAGAUUAUGGUUUGGAUAAUGAGGGCUACUUGAUAAAUAAUGUUUUUGAGGAUGUUGAGCCGAUUUCGGUUUCGGUUACCGAGCCGAUCAAAGUUUUGAUUAACCCAACGGGUGGUGUCCUGUGGAAACUUAUCCCAGCGACAAAAGUGUAAAGUUGAUACUAUUAAAAUGUUUUUUAAGUGUGUUAAAUAAAAAAUAUAUGGAA
Molecule: messenger RNA, 1344 nt
Organism: Tribolium castaneum (red flour beetle)
Lineage: Eukaryota; Metazoa; Arthropoda; Insecta; Coleoptera; Tenebrionidae
Product: alpha-N-acetylgalactosaminidase
Exons: 6
Coding region: 77-1291 (404 amino acids)
Biological process (GO): glycoside catabolic process; oligosaccharide metabolic process
Cellular component (GO): cytoplasm
Molecular function (GO): alpha-galactosidase activity
Source: RefSeq, a predicted model, not a curated record